AUGAAGCUCGAGAUCGACUCCUUCUCCGGGUACCGUAUCUACCCCAGCAAGGGCAAGCUCUUUGUCCGUGGCGACAGCAAAGUCUUCCGCUUCGCCAGCUCCAAAAAUGCCUCCCUCUUCCUGCAGCGCAAGAACCCCCGCAAGAUCGCCUGGACGGUCGUCUACCGCCGCAUGCACAAGAAGGGUAUCACUGAGGAGGUCGCCAAGAAGCGCUCGCGCAAGACCGUGAAGCACCAGCGCGGCAUCGUCGGCGCUGACCUCGCCACCAUCGCCGCCCGCCGCAACCAGACCGCGGCCGUCCGCACCCAGCAGCGCCUUGCCGCCAUCACCAAGGCCAAGUCGGAGAAGAAGGAGAAGGAGACCAAGAAGGCCAAGCCUGCUCGCCCAACAGGAUCCACCGCCCCCAAGGUGUCGAAGCAGCAAAUGAAGGGUGCUAAGCAGAACGUCAAGAUGAAGUCUGGCCUUCAGUAG
Messenger RNA from Psilocybe cubensis, 471 nucleotides. RefSeq lists its product as uncharacterized. Gene Ontology annotation, biological process: cytoplasmic translation. The record is from RefSeq and is a predicted model, not a curated record. Gene Ontology annotation, molecular function: mRNA binding; structural constituent of ribosome. The coding region runs from base 1 to 471 and encodes 156 amino acids. NCBI's taxonomy places the organism in Eukaryota, Fungi, Basidiomycota, Agaricomycetes, Agaricales, Agrocybaceae. Gene Ontology annotation, cellular component: cytosolic large ribosomal subunit. The transcript is spliced from 4 exons.